Messenger RNA from Ilyonectria robusta, 2100 nucleotides. RefSeq lists its product as uncharacterized. Lineage: Eukaryota; Fungi; Ascomycota; Sordariomycetes; Hypocreales; Nectriaceae. Gene Ontology annotation, molecular function: protein kinase activity; ATP binding. The record is from RefSeq and is a predicted model, not a curated record. Bases 1 to 2100 code for a protein of 699 amino acids. Gene Ontology annotation, biological process: protein phosphorylation. The transcript is spliced from 2 exons.
AUGGAAGAAAUUGAGAGUCUGCGGAAGCAGCUACGGGAAGAACAGCGCCUACGCGAAGAGGAGCAACGACGACGUGAAGAGGAGCAACGACGACGCGAAGCAGCUGAAGGUCGCGCCCUCGAGGAACAACACCAACGCGAAGAAGAGCAACGACGACGCGAAGAAGAGCAACGCCGACGCGAAGAAGCCGAAGAACGCGCGGGCGCAUCGCUACCGUUGACACUCCACCAAUAUCUUGAAACAUGCCAUUCGCUCAGCCUUGCUAUCAAAGUGGUAACCGACCGUUCUUUGACGACACAAGGGGACACGACGAAUCCGACCGGCCGAAUUUAUCCUCGACGAAUCAUCCCGUGGACCACAUUCGCAAGGGAACAAGAAAAAGUCUGGAAUCAGCUUUCCUUCAGUCCCUCCUUUUCUUCCCGAGCCGCCUUUCCAUCCCGACACCAGCUGGAUUAUGUGAGAUCCCUGCUUCGCCCGGUUAGCAGCGAGAUUGGACUCCGAAACGGCGAGCGAGACAUUGUGGAAAACGCAGUUCAGAAGCUGGUGGACGCGACGUACAACGAUUCGUUGCUGAGGAGUCAUCUCGGCCUCGAUGGAACGGUGACGUUUGAAAGCCACACGAAUCUCGGUAUUACCGAUGACUCCCUCUCCGAAUCCAUGGAGCAAGUGUCUAUUGGCUCCAGGCCACCCGACCGAACAACUCGGCGUCGAAAGGCGCGGGGGAAGGGCAACCGAGCGGAUCAGUUCUGCAUCUACCGGACCUCUGACGAUCGAAAUAUCCCUGCGGUCGCGAUCGAGUAUAAGGCACCACAUAAGUUGAGACGCGGCGAGAUCGUCACAGGGCUGGUCUCAGAGAUCCAACCGGAUCGUGAUGUGAUCAACCAGGAGGGUGAGGGAUUUCCAUUCGCAGCGAGGCGACUUACCACUGCUGUCGUGACUCAGCUCUUCUCCUACAUGAUAGGUAAAGGCAUCCAGUAUGGGUACGUAUGCACUGGGGAGGCGUAUGUUUUCCUCCACAUUCCGGACGACCCUUCCUGCGUCUACUACUCCGUCUGCGUGCCAAGCCUAGACGUUCAAGACGAUGACGAGACUCGACUCCAUCGUACUGCUGUUGCGCAAGCCUUUGCCUUUGUGCUUCAGGCCAUCCGAUCGCCGCCACCCCGUCAAUCCUGGCAUGACGCUACUGAACAUCUCGAUACAUGGUCUGUGGAGUAUGAGGACGUAUUGCGGAGCAUUCCGGCAACAGAUCGGAAGCCGCGACGCGAAACUCCUUACAAGCCGCAACGCUGGAAAGGCGAGAUGGAGGAGCAUGAUGGAAGCACAGCCUCACAAGAGGGCACCAACGUGCGACCAAACAUCCAAGACCGACCAUACUGCACGCACGAGUGUCUUCGUGGGCUCGCGUUCGGCGGCCCAAUGGAUGAGAAAUGUCCCAAUUUCACGGAUCAUGGCAAUAUGCACAUCAACCGACGCGAGUUUCUUGGUCUGACGCGGGAUCAACUAGCAGUUGAUCGCGGAAAGGAUGCUGAUUGUGUUCCGCUCUACCUAUCAGGAUCGCGUGGAUCCCUCUUCAAAUUCCGCCUGUCGUCGCAUGGCUACACGCUUGUGGCGAAAGGCGUAGAGGCCAUGGAUACCAAGCAUCUACGCUACGAAACCAAGAUAUACGAUCAUCUUCGGGACCUCCAGGGGGAGUUCGUUCCGGUCUGUCUCGGUAUCGUUGACCUCAUCAAGCCCUACUACUACGAUAGCGGCGUGUAUGAGCACUUCAUGUUCCUCAGUUAUGGCGGGGGACCAGUCUUGAAAGAACUGGGAGAAGUCAAUACAGGUGUCGCCAACGAGAUUCUCACUGCGCUCGGUCGAUUGCAUCAACACCGAGUUCUCCACCGCGAUGCAGAGCCACGCAAUGUGCUCUACGAUAAACGCACUGGUAGAUGUAUGAUCGUGGACUUGAUGCUGGCGGAGUUCCAUGCCCGACAACCUCUUGGAUCUAUCAACCUCAAUGGUCAAAGUCGAAAGAGGAAGAGGAAGUUGAUACCAUGGAAGCAUGAGAAAGACGUCUUUGCUAUCGAGAUGCAAUCUUUGCGGGCGAGUUUGUCAUAA